AAAAACAAUUUUUUUCCGAAUACGCGACGGCGGUUUAGUGAAAGCACCACCUUCCGGACUUCAAUCUUACGAAUAUUUGGUUUCGCUGACCGCUCUCUCUCAUCAUCAUCAUCGCCAAUUCCCUUCAACAGCCCUAGAAGGAACAAGCCAACCCAUUAUCAUCAUAAUAAACGAGAAAACCAAAGGAAGAGAAGAGACAACUUGAUAAGAAUGGCGGUGGCACAAUUUGGUGGUGGUGCGGUCUCUAAUGGAAUGACAAAUAGAAGUAGAGAAUGUAACACCAUGAAUGAAGCGACAAUGGCAUUUUCUCCACAACAGUCAAGGCGAAUUCACAAUUUUUCUAGGUUAGUUAUUCGAAAGGGGUUGAGCUAUGCAGAUGUUGUAAGGCGUUGCAGUCUAGCCACAAAGCACCGGCCAAUGCUGACAUCACCACUUAUUCAUCGGAGAAAGCACAUUUUUAAAGUGUCCAAUUAUCAAUCAAUUUCAGAUUGUGGUGUGCACUCUUCUGAUGUGGAUGAGACUCCUUCUACAGAAGAACAUGACCUCUCAAGUUCAAGGGAAAAAAUUUCUGAGCCAAAAGGGAUUUGUCCAUCGGAGUCGUCGAGCGAAAGUGGAAAGGAGUUGACAGGGAUAUCUACUAGUCAAUCACGUCAUCAAGAUGUCAAACGUGAACUUGUAAUGCUUUCUUUGCCUGCAAUUGCUGGACAGGCUGUUGACCCCUUCGUACAACUGAUGGAGACAGCAUAUAUUGGUAGAUUAGGUCCUGUGGAGUUGGCUUCAGCUGGUGUUUCCAUAUCAAUAUUCAACAUUAUUUCAAAACUAUUUAAUAUGCCUCUCGUCAGUGUGGCUACAUCUUUUGUGGCUGAAGACCUCUCAAUGAAUGCGGUCAGUUCUCCCACUGGAGAGGGUCAGCAAGAAGGAAAUAUCAAUGGUAAACUGGUUGAUAGGGCAGCUAAAAGGCAGGAACUAUCCUCCGUAUCUACAGCUUUAACUUUGGCAGUUGGCAUUGGCAUCUUCGAGGCUGUAGCCUUGUCUUUGGGAUCUGGACUGUUUCUUAAUUUGAUGGGCAUAUCAUCGGCUAACUCCAUGCACACUCCAGCACAGCGGUUUCUUUCUUUAAGAGCCCUUGGUGCUCCUGCAAAUGUAGUUUCAUUGGCUCUACAAGGCAUUUUCCGUGGAUUUAAGGAUACAAAGACUCCAGUAUUAUGUCUAGGCAAGUUUUUGUCUUCNGGUAACUUUUCGGCUAUAUUUUUGCUUCCCAUACUUAUUUAUUAUUUUCGGCUGGGUUUAACUGGAGCGGCCAUUUCUACCGUUGUGUCUCAAUAUAUUGUAACCUUUUUGAUGAUGUGGUAUCUCAAUAAGAGAGUGGUGUUAUUUUCUCCAAAGGUGGGAGCAUUGCGAUUUGGUGGCUAUCUGAAGUCUGGUGGUUUCCUUCUUGGGAGAACUCUUGCUCUCCUCACAACCACGACACUGGCAACAUCAAUGGCUGCACGUCAAGGUCCACUAGCAAUGGCUGCUCAUCAAAUAUGCUUUCAAGUCUGGUUUUCUGUGUCUCUUCUCACAGAUGCACUGGCAAUAUCUGCUCAGUCCUUGAUUGCCACUUCUAUAUCGCAAGGUGAUUACAGAACUGUGAAGGAAGUCACUUAUUUUGUGCUAAAGAUAGGAUUAGUCACAGGGGUUGCAUUGGCUUUGGUUUUGGGCAUAUCUUUUGGUAAAUUAGCCACCUUGUUUACCAGUGAUGCAGAUGUCUUAGGAAUCGUUACAACUGGGGUGUUGUUUGUCAGUGCCAGUCAACCUUUGAAUUCUUUAGCUUUUAUUUUUGAUGGCCUUCAUUAUGGUGCUUCAGAUUUCGCAUUUGCUGCUCGUUCUAUGAUGCUUGUGGGGACAAUAUCUUCCAUGUUUCUGCUGUAUGCCUCAUCAGUUUUUGGUCUUCCCGGUGUUUGGUGUGGCUUGACUCUCUUUAUGGGGUUGCGAACGGUGGCAGGAUACAUCAGAUUAAUGUCAAAGAGUGGCCCGUGGUGGUUCCUGCAUAAGGAUCUGAAGAGAACUGAGGCACUGAUUUGUUAACUAGAAUGGAUGAUUGAGGAGACGGUAAGUGAAGAGCCUCUCGAAUGGGAGGCAAGCCCAUGGAGCCAGGGGGCGGAAAUCCAUUGCUUUUUUGUGAUUUCUGGAAAGCACAACAUAAUGAGAAAUGAAUAUGGUAAAUUCUUCUGCAAUAAACAAACCAACAAACAUCAUCUCUCUCUGGAUCUUAUGGUAACAGGAAGGAAGAAGCUUUUGUGAUUACGAGCUGUUCAGUGAAAUUUCUUGUGCACAGAGAAAGCUUUGCUCGGGAACCAAAAGUCUUAUGUAAGGACAAAAAAUGGAAGCAGAAAAUUCAGGAGCAAACCUGAACUGAACGGCAUGUAGUUGCAUAGGACUUGUCAGAGACGGAAGAAUUAAAUUUACUUUGUAAUUUACAUUCAUGAACAGAGCAAUUUAAGCGAGACACUAGCUCAAACACGUUAAUUUGACCAUACCAAAUCCUUGAACGUGCAGUGCUUACGAUCGAUCAUGAGCAAUUGUAGCUGUCCCCAACAGGACUUGUGCUGUAUUGGGGAGAUUGUUGCCUCUGAGGUUACUCAUGUGCAUAAGGUCCAAACCAUUCAGAGAGAAAUUUCUCCUUGAUGGCAU
Molecule: messenger RNA, 2673 nt
Organism: Ilex paraguariensis (yerba mate)
Lineage: Eukaryota; Viridiplantae; Streptophyta; Magnoliopsida; Aquifoliales; Aquifoliaceae
Source: the annotation of a GenBank genome assembly